Molecule: messenger RNA, 1452 nt
Organism: Leptopilina boulardi
Lineage: Eukaryota; Metazoa; Arthropoda; Insecta; Hymenoptera; Figitidae
Gene: Nf-YC
Product: nuclear transcription factor Y subunit gamma-like
Exons: 5
Coding region: 176-1126 (316 amino acids)
Biological process (GO): regulation of DNA-templated transcription
Cellular component (GO): CCAAT-binding factor complex; nucleus
Molecular function (GO): DNA-binding transcription activator activity, RNA polymerase II-specific; DNA binding; protein heterodimerization activity
Source: RefSeq, a predicted model, not a curated record
AUUGGUCACUUGACAAAGUUGUGUGAUUGGUGGUGAAACUAACGACCAUCGUCUCAACGAAUUGCAAUUUUUCGAACGAAAUUUGUAUUUCCCGUGCAAGCAAGAUCAAAAUGAUAGACUAAUUAUCAAUUAUUCAUUUGGCAUUUUAUUUAUACGUAUAAAAAAUAUUUGAAAAAUGUCGGUUUUCUUUGUUAAUGCAAACCAGGAUAGCGAAGUGGAAGGCGAUUCAAAUGGUGAUUUACAAAUUGCUUCGCCCGGGAGUUCGGAAGCCCAACAAAAUUUAACACAAUUCUGGCCAAAAGUUACAGAGGAAAUUAAAAAAAUUACCACAAUGGACCUUAAGACACAGUCAUUGCCAUUGGCGAGGAUAAAGAAAAUAAUGAAGUUAGACGGCGAUGUGAAAAUGAUAAGCGCCGAGGCGCCAAUGUUAUUUUCAAAAGCGGCGGAAAUUUUUAUUCACGAGCUGACACUGCGCGCUUGGGUCCACACGGAGGACAACAAGAGGCGAACCCUCCAAAGAAACGACAUCGCAAUGGCAAUCACGAAAUACGAUCAAUUCGAUUUCCUCAUUGACAUUGUGCCACGUGACGAACUCAAGCAGAGCAAGGCGCAAAAUGAAAAUACAGUUCGUACUUCUAUGAAUUCCGAUCAGGUUCAUUAUUACUUUCAACUUGCCCAACAGCAAGCCUCGGCUAACCAGAAUGUACAAAAUAACGGAACAAAUCAACCUAUUCAAAUUGUUCAGCCUUCCUCUGGACACAUUCAGACGAUUAACAUUGGGAGCUCGGAGGAGACGAAUACGCAAUCGGUAAAUGUACAAAGUCCGCAGCAAACGUCAAAUCAGACGGUGAUUCAACUGCAACAACCUCAACAAAAUCCUUCUACCCAAGCUGGUGGCAUUCAAAUCGUUCAACAAAUUGUCACGCCUAAUGGAGAAAUUCAACAAAUUCCAAUUCAAUUGACGCCACAACAAUUGCAGAUGAUACGAAUGCAAGUGCAGGGCGGCAGUAAUCAACCAAUAAUUAUUCAAGCGGCUCCAAUUCAAGCUCAGCCCCAAUUAAUUCAAGUAGCGCAAGGUGGACAGGCGCCUGUUUUCCUUCAAGCUAGCAACGCCGACAACGAGUAACGAGUUUUCCUUUAUUUUUCAAUGAAAAAACGUAUUCUCUCUCCCCCCCCUCCUCUUUUCUACACGAGAAUUUUAAUUUACUUUCGAUUUCAGAACUAUACCUCUAUUCCCUUUCAAAUUAAACAAAACAAAAAAAAAAAAAUUUAGGGUAAUUCAAAAAAUUGUAGUGUUCAACAAUUUGAGAGUGGAAUAGAUAUAAAUAUAUAAAUAUGUUUAAUCAGUUUUGUAAGGCAUUGAUUUCUCAUUGAUGUUUCUGUGAAACGAAAUUCUUGAUCUUUUGAAUGUUAAGAUGUAUUCUAAAAUAAACACAUUUUCUUAAAAAACAA